Molecule: messenger RNA, 2719 nt
Organism: Suricata suricatta (meerkat)
Lineage: Eukaryota; Metazoa; Chordata; Mammalia; Carnivora; Herpestidae
Gene: PXK
Product: PX domain containing serine/threonine kinase like
Exons: 17
Coding region: 143-1633 (496 amino acids)
Biological process (GO): protein phosphorylation; protein targeting to lysosome; early endosome to late endosome transport
Cellular component (GO): early endosome; late endosome; extrinsic component of endosome membrane
Molecular function (GO): ATP binding; actin binding; protein kinase activity
Source: RefSeq, a predicted model, not a curated record
UAUCAUUCGGGUGCAAAGAGGAAUUUCUGUAGAAAACAGCUGGCAGAUUGUUAGGAGAUACAGUGACUUUGAUUUGCUGAACAACAGCUUACAGAUUGCAGGCCUAAGUCUACCUCUUCCUCCCAAAAAAUUGAUUGGCAACAUGGAUCGUGAAUUCAUAGCUGAGAGACAGAAAGGUCUUCAGAACUAUCUCAACGUUAUCACCACAAAUCAUAUCCUGUCUAAUUGUGAGCUGGUUAAGAAGUUUUUAGAUCCAAACAACUAUUCCGCCAACUACACUGAGAUUGCCCUACAGCAAGUCUCCAUGUUCUUCCGAUCAGAACCAAAGUGGGAGGUGGUGGAACCCUUGAAAGACAUAGGUUGGAGGAUAAGGAAGAAAUAUUUCUUGAUGAAGAUUAAAAAUCAGCCAAAGGAACGGCUAGUGUUAAGCUGGGCUGACCUUGGUCCCGACAAGUAUCUGUCAGAUAAAGAUUUUCAGUGUCUAAUAAAACUCCUGCCUUCCUGUUUGCACCCUUAUAUCUAUCGGGUCACCUUUGCCACAGCUAACGAAUCCUCAGCAUUGCUUAUUAGGAUGUUUAAUGAAAAAGGAACUUUGAAGGACCUGAUCUACAAGGCAAAACCAAAAGACCCGUUCCUAAAGAAGUACUGCAACCCUAAGAAGAUCCAGGGCCUUGAACUCCAGCAAAUAAAAACAUAUGGGCGGCAAAUAUUAGAGGUACUAAAGUUUCUACAUGACAAAGGAUUCCCUUAUGGGCAUCUUCAUGCCGCCAAUGUGAUGCUAGAUGGCGACACUUGCCGGCUGCUAGACCUGGAGAAUUCCUUAUUGGGCCUUCCUUCCUUCUACCGAUCCUAUUUCUCACAAUUCAGGAAAAUCAAUACAUUGGAAAGUGUGGACGUCCACUGCUUUGGCCACUUACUGUAUGAAAUGACUUACGGACGACCACCAGAUUCAGUGCCUGUAGACUCCUUCCCUCCUGCACCGUCUAUGGCUGUCGUGGCCGUGUUGGAGUCUACGCUGUCUUGUGAAGCCUGUAAAAAUGGCAUGCCUACCGUCUCCCGGCUCUUACAGAUGCCAUUAUUCAGUGAUGUUUUACUAACCACUUCUGAGAAGCCGCAGUUUAAGAUUCCCACAAAGUUAAAAGAGGCAUUGAGAAUUGCCAAAGAAUGUAUAGAAAAAAGACUAAUUGAAGAACAGAAGCAGAUUCACCAGCAUCGAAGACUGACAAGAGCUCAGUCUCACCACGGAUCUGAAGAAGAGAGGAAAAAGAGAAAGAUUUUAGCUCGAAAGAAGUCAAAACGAUCUGCUGUUGAAAAUAGUGAAGAGCAUUCAGCAAAAUACAGCAACUCCAAUAAUUCAGCAGGAUCUGGGGCCAGCUCACCUCUCACAUCCCCGUCAUCACCGACUCCACCCUCUACAGCAGGGAUGUCCGCAUUACCUCCACCGCCUCCGCCUCCGCCUCCACCACCAGCAGCUCCCUUGCUUCCUGCAAGCACAGAGGCGCCUACACAGCUCCCGCCCCAGGCUGUGAAUGGUGUGAGCCGAGGGGCCUUACUCAGCUCCAUCCAGAAUUUCCAAAAGGGAACUUUGAGGAAAGCCGAAACCUGUGAUCACAGUGCUCCGAAGAUCGGCUGAAGCUUCGUGUUUACACUUGGAGGGAAAAGUUCUUUGUUUUUUCCUCCCACCUCCACCCACUAAAGUACUCUUUCUGGAUGAACAGUUGCUGAGCCAGUAAAGCCACGUCCUGUUUUGCAGAUGCUCAUCUAAGAGGCUUCUCAAGAGGGAAGUAUCCAAGUAGAAUACAGUCAGGCUGGCGUUUCUGCCUUAAGAAAUAAUUUGCUCCUUUAUUACCAUUUUAAAGGAGUCUUGUUCAUCCUCUAAUGGGCAUCUUUUGGGGACAGCAGCAUAUUGGAAUCAACAUUUUCACCAACUGAAGGACACGGACAGGAAAACAAUGACAAUAUUCACUCCCAGCAGUGAAUGACCUUUGUGUUGCAAUCCUUCCUAUCCCAUCAGACGGCUCCCAGAAAUGUUCCUCUCAUAGUUCAUUUCUCUAUAUAAAGCAUUUUCUGGUUAUUUCUUAGAGAACUCCCAUUCUUGCUACCUUAUUUCAUCUUAAACAUUAACACUGUAGUCCACAGCAUAGUUACGUCAUGGAGUCAGAGAAGUACGGAGUUCAUUUUCCACUCAAGUAGGCAGGGCCAAGUCCAGUCCAUAACAUUCUCUCGGUUCUGACAGGAACACCGCUGUGGUUACAGAACUCAGGGCUGCUAAAGCAACCACUCUGGACUCACAGUUCCUUUGAGUUUGAGUGUACUGAACAGACAGAAGAUAUUAACAUCAGAAAAAGCUCUUGCCAAUUAGAGGACCUUCCUAAUCAGCAAUAAAGUCAAGUUUGUGGUUUGGGGGGGAGGGGGAGAGGGUUACUAUUACAACAAAAGUAAAUUUGGCAUCCACAGAAAUCAGUUCUGAUUUUUGAAAGAUUUGUCCAAAUAUAUCACCUUUUUAAUGUUACUCAUUUAUUAGAUCCUUUAUCCUACGAUUUGCUUACACCCUUAAAUAAAUUGCACUUUAAAGGAUUAUAAGUAAUCCAUUUAAAAAUUCAAAUACACACAUCAGUGUUGGUUACUAUGCAGAGAGAAUGUCAUUGUGUAUAGUUUCAUUUAAUCUGUGAUAAAUGUUCAGCUGUAUUUUUUAUUAAAAUAAACCAUGUCCAGAAAA